AUGUGUACCUACCACGGUAUUCUGGAAGAAUAUCCUCUCAUUUCGAUCGAUUCAUUUGAAAGUUAUAAUUAUACGAGUACACUGUUUUUUAUUACACAUAUUCAUUUGGAUCAUCUUGUUGGACUAGAACGACCGGAAUUCGGUCGAUAUGUCGCUAAAAUCAAUGCACCAAUCUAUAUGUCAGAUAUUUCGAAACAACUACUCAGUACGAUGCCAAUAUAUAAACACUUAAUACCCUAUUUCAAAUCAGUACCAAUUGAUCAACCGUUCACAUUAACAAUUCGAUCGAAUGAUCCUGUUCAAGCCAAGAAAAAAGAUGGCGCAGAUAGUGAAAGUCUAAAAAAUACUCUCGCAUUUCAUACACCGAAUGUUGGCGAAACCGUUGUGGUAACUUGUUUCGGUUCAGGACAUUGUCCCGGCUCGAUCAUGAUUUGGAUCGAGGGUGCACAUGGAAAUGUUCUAUUUACUGGUGAUUUUCGUCUUUAUCACGGUCAAAGUAAACGAUUAACUCAUCUACAUCGUCGACGCACUGAUAAUGACGAUAAUUAUAUUUUCAAACCUAUUGAUAAUCUUUACAUUGAUAUGACAUUCUUUCGUCCGGAAAUUUUACAUAUUCCAACUCGUGAAGUCAGCUGUGAAGCUCUCAUUGUUUGGAUAAGAUCAUGUUUGAAAGAAGAAUCUAAUGUUCAUUUCCAUUUCAAGCAAAGUGCUCGAGUCGGCUACGAACAAAUUUAUCUAGCAUUAUAUGAGAAUCUGAAUAUGCGUGUGCACGUUGAACAAAGUCAGUACGAAUUCUUUGCAUGUUUACCUAUUAUACAAGAUUGUUUAACAACUGACCCAACUGUCACACGUUUGCAUGCGUGUCGUUCAGCAGCAUCGAAUUAUACUGAGCCUUGCUCACUAUUUCGAACUUGCGACAAGCCUAUUCGAAUAUUUCUGUCAAUCAUGUGGUUCACUGAACAAGUUGCUGCGAGCGAACUAUUAGUCGAAUACCAUGAAUAUCAUUCGAAUUUCAACCAAAACUUGACAAAGCGUUGUCUUGGCUUCCAAGAUUACGAAUCAGCAACGAAUUACCCAGACAAAUAUCUCGGCUAUCGUCUAUGUUACUCAUUGCAUUCGUCAUUUUCUGAAAUUGUCGACGUUUUGAAAACGUUGACACCGAAACGAGUAACGCCAAUAGCUUCACCAUUGAUAAGCUUAAUGCCAACGAAGCGAUUAUUUCAAACGAUUGAUCAUUUGAUUCGAGAUAGAACGAAAGAACAAUCCAGAGGAGCGAUACCGAAGAAGAUUGCCAAUACACAAAUUCAACUCAAACAUCGUUACGAAUCGUUUGAAACGAAACUUGAACGAAAACGUCGAAGAAAACUGUUCAAAGAACAACAACAACGACGAGCGAAUGAUGAAGAAUUGGACCUAGGAUUAAAUGACGAAAUGGAAGAAAUUCUCUUGCAACGAAUCCAUUCUUUAAGUAGAUCACUUGCCGAACAAAACAAAGCGCUUCUGUCCCAACAAUCAUAUCAAUCCUUACCAUUGGAAAUUGAAUCGGAUCGGGUUACCAUCAUUACAUCUGAAGAAGAAAGUUCAUCAACAUCUGAUCACCAACCUAUGGAAUUAAUCUAUACAAAGAUUCAUCGUGAACGUACAACGUCCGAAGCAUCUACCGAUACCGUUGAUUACAAUUUUGAGAGAGAAACAUAUGUAGCAUUAAAAUUUGAUUCUCAACAAUCCUCAUCUUCAUUGCCAAUAGUAGACUAG
Messenger RNA from Adineta ricciae, 1755 nucleotides. The record is from the annotation of a GenBank genome assembly. NCBI's taxonomy places the organism in Eukaryota, Metazoa, Rotifera, Eurotatoria, Adinetida, Adinetidae.